CACUUUUCUGUUGCCCCGCUGCGCGCGCACACGGCUCCUUUUACAAACCUCUUGUCAAAAUGUUUUCGUGGCUCAGACGCAGCCUUUGCCUCGGCUGAACCCGCCAUGUAGGCUGCGCGCGCUGCACAGAGCUCAGGGGGGAUAUUUCACCGGAUCGUUGCGGUUCGGGAGCUGCAGAGUGCGCGGCUGGCUGGCUGGCUGGCUGGUCUGGUGUGCGGGAUCCGGUGACCGCCGGGGCGGACUGCCUGCACCAUGCUCCGGCCGUGGGCUGCGCACUGGAUCACAGCUGUGCUCCUGUGUCGGGCGGUGGCACAGUACUCCAGCGACCAGUGUAGCUGGCGAGGAAGCGGUUUGAGCCAUGAGUCGCACCGCAGAGAUGUGGAGCAGGUCUACCUUCGCUGCUCGCAGGGGUCUCUUGAGUGGCUCUACCCCAUUGGAGCCAUCAUUGUCAACCUGCGGCCAAACACUGAGUCUUCAUCAGCACACAUGGCAGGUCUCCAUGUGUGCAUCAAACCAUAUACUUACUCCCAGGGUUCUCAUGUGUAUCUGGAGCAUGCCGGGGACCUGAGACUGCUGCUGGCAGAGAGGGACCAGGCUCAUGGCACAGUGCACUGUUUCAGCCUGGCAGAGGGGGCUCUCUUUGUGGAAGCCAUCCCACAGACGGAUAUCAGCCGGAGGAUCACCACUUUCCAGUAUGAACUGGUGCCCAGUCAGGGGCCCGGGGCACACAUGUACCCAUUCCUGCACCCUGGUGCAGUCACCUGUAAACCUUGUUCAGACGAAGAACUCCUCAUGGCUGUGUGUACCAGUGACUUUGCUGGGAGUGGCAUCUUUCGAGGUGUGGCGUCAGGUACUAACGGCCACUCCUCCGCCGUGGUGACCCUGAGCCGGCUGUUUCAUCAGAAGAGCAGGGUGUUUGCUUGGGGUGGAGCCAGAGGGCGGAGCUGGAGUGGACAUGUCAAUAUUCCCUCGCAGUGCGGCGUCCAUCCUGGAGAGGACGAAUACCUUUUGACUGGCUCUGUCCAUUUUGGUGAAGCCUGGCUUGGCUGUGCACCUCGCUACAAGGACUUCCUGAAGCUGUACACCGGAGCGCAGAAAGUGGGAACAAACCCCUGUCAAAUAGACACAGACUGAGAGAUCAGGAUGGAGUGACAUUAUCUUGGACACUGUCAGAGAGAUAAGCAGGAUCCCCCCCCCCCGGCCGUCGCUAAAGGAUACUUCUUCAGACUGAAGUUGUGCACUGCUGCACAACUUACCUUUACCUUGCAGCAGAAAAGACGGUUGGACAUUUUAGCAGCCAAAGCGUUACCUAAUCUGAAAUGUCCCCAUAUGACUGUGUGUAAAUGUGUUCGUGCAUAAGUGAGACAGCAAACGAAUGAAUGGAUGAUAAGCUUAAAUUAAAUAUGUGCCUAACUGCUUCAAGUUUUUAUUCUCA
Seriola dumerili (greater amberjack) is the source of this 1435-nucleotide messenger RNA. It is a transcript of the gene metrnlb, whose product is annotated as meteorin-like protein. Bases 253 to 1134 code for a protein of 293 amino acids. Gene Ontology annotation, biological process: positive regulation of brown fat cell differentiation; energy homeostasis. Gene Ontology annotation, molecular function: hormone activity. The record is from RefSeq and is a predicted model, not a curated record. The transcript has 5 exons. Lineage: Eukaryota; Metazoa; Chordata; Actinopteri; Carangiformes; Carangidae.